AUGGCUACGAAUCGAGUCUCGCGCGGUCCCGAGGUCCGCGCUGUCACCAAUCCUCGCCCGAGUGGUUCUGGCUUUGACGACAGUCAAUACCCGUCCGCGCCCCAGCCGCGUCCCCAGCAACGCCAACAAGCCCAGUCAGACCCGUCCGACAAGGUCUCCUCGCUCUCCUCGCCCCCCCCGAGUCGAAAAACAGCAUCGCCGCUCCAGACACCGUCGUCGCCUCGCACCGAGCGCCCAACACCCACUGCUGCCGAAUCCAUUGGCCGCACCCACAGCGCUGUCUCCGCGUUCAGUGAACCCCAGCCGCCGUCGCCAGUCUCGGCGCUCGAGACCUCCCACAGCUCCGCACGCCGCCGCUCUGCCGCUCGCCGAUACCGCCAGCUCUCGCAGCAGAACUUGACUGAAACAGACGACGCCUCGACAACGCAACCUGACCCCGACGGCUUCCCACCGGCAUACUCUUCACAUCAUCGUGGCUCCUCCAAAGCGCACCCCGUCGUACGAGUCUCCAAGCGCACGCACAGCGCAAUUCUCUACGCACUCGAGGAGGCCUUGCGCUAUCCUAACCCCUUUACCCCAGACGUAGUUGAGGAAUCUGCUGACAUGGCCGACUUAAUGGCCGCCGGUGGAGGCGCGAUUCCCGCUUCGCACAGGGGUGUUGCACCGCCAAUGUCCAGCGCCGCCCCUCCGCGUCCCAGUGCUGCUCCUGUCCCUACUAGCUCCCCGUCUGGCAUUCGCGGACCCCGCAUGAUCAUGAUGGAGCGAGCUGCGAGGGAAGCGAGGCGUGAAGCUGCAGAGAGGCAGCGAACCGAACAAGCCCGCGCGGAUGAAGAAGCACGCCAAUUGGAAGAGAUGCGCCGACGAAACUCAGAGCGACAGUCAGCUGCCGUUACCGACAGGCAAAACCCAAGCAUUGCACAACAACAACAAGCAGCCGAAGCUGCUACUCAACGCCAAUCUCACGCCUCGCAAGAGCGAGCCCAAGCUCAUCAAAGGAUACCUAGCCACACACAACCGGCACAGCCGCCUCCACCAGCGACCGCCGCACCUCAGCAGCCGCCAUCGCAAGCAUACCUUUCCCAAGGCUCCGCUGCGCAACAGCGGCGCGCGUCCGAGUCCCGGCCGACGGAGCCUGCGCCCGCGGCGACUGAGCCUGCCAAGCCACGCAACUCCUUUCCCCAUGCCUUUGAACGAUGGGAAACGCUUUCGGCGCAUUGGGAGGGCCUCACCAGCUACUGGAUCAGAAAACUCGAACAAAAUAAGGACGAUGUAAACAGGGACCCCCUCAGUCAGCAGCUCGCUCGUCAAGUGACGGACCUGUCUGCGGCUGGUGCCAACCUAUUCCAUGCGGUCGUCGAAUUGCAACGUCUACGAGCCAGCUCCGAACGCAAAUUUCAGCGAUGGUUUUUCGAAACGCGCUCUGAACUAGAGCGUGCCCAAGAAGUAAACGCACUUCUGGAAAAGGCACUCGAAAAGGAACGACGAGAACGAGCAGAAGCCAUUCGCGAUGCAGUUGAUAACGAACGGGGCGUCUCUAAGACACAAAGGCAGCUUCAAGAAAUGCGCAAAGAGCUAGCAAUUUCGAAAGAGGAAGCGCGUCGCGCAUGGGAGGAACUCGGCCGUCGCGAGCAAGAAGAACGUGAUCGCACGAGCUCUUUGCAGGCUGGUCAUCCAACUAUAGUUGGCGGUGUUCAGGUGGUUCCCAUGACUCAAAAUCCAACCACCAGACAACCAAGCUCCCGAGACGCAGGGACGUAUCAAACUGCCGACGCAAGCCGCACGCCAACUGAGCACCACUCUGCAGCUGCCCCCGGCAGUACCAGUGGCUACUACGCUCACGCCGAGAGCUCCGGUAGUGGCCAACGCGGGCCAACCUCGGCGCCGCGAGAGGAGGUCGACUACCUCGAGAGCGAAUAUGUUCUGGACGCACAGGGACAGCCGAUCCUCGACGUGCACGGCAAGAAAAUCCCCUAUCAGGCGGCACCCUCCACCUACUCAGGCUCGGAGCAGGAAGCAGAAGAGUACGAGACCCCCGCCACCACCAACCCGCCGAGCGGCAGCCACGAGUCGCCAGCCUCUGGCGCGCCGGGAGGCGGCGGCCACAACGAUAACGGUCAGUGGACAGGCGCUUACUCCAACCCACAGGACUACUCGGGCGAGGGCUACGGCGCGCCAGGCUGGGAGACGGUACAACGACACCACCACCCUACGCGACUGAGUGACGUGAUUGAGGAAGACGAGCGAAGCCGCGCGAGCACGAGCCAGAUAGGCCGAGUCUAG
Cordyceps militaris CM01 is the source of this 2280-nucleotide messenger RNA. RefSeq lists its product as uncharacterized. The record is from RefSeq and is a predicted model, not a curated record. NCBI's taxonomy places the organism in Eukaryota, Fungi, Ascomycota, Sordariomycetes, Hypocreales, Cordycipitaceae. Bases 1 to 2280 code for a protein of 759 amino acids. The transcript is spliced from 2 exons.